AGACUCCAGACUCUAGUCUCCUCUCCUCUAUGCAGACUGCGUUGUAGCUCAUUGGCUUUGUUUCUAUUCUUUAAUUAGUCAAUUCCCUUCAACUUAUCAUUCUCGGCAACAUUCAAAAAGCCAUAGCUUUGUUUCUAUUCUUCAAUCUAAUACAAAGAAUUUUUUCUAAAAUAUUGUUAACUUAUGCCCUCAUCUCCAGAUUCUCCACAGCCCGCUGUGAAUCGGACCAAUCGGUGCUUCCCUUCACUCCUUCAACUCUCACAUCUCACCGACUCUGCAACUCACCGUGCCUACUCUACUCUCUCGGUCGACUCACCUUCACAACGAUACCCUUCAACUCUCGACCUCUCACGGACAGAUGGACUCACGGUGCCAUCACUACAGCCCUUGGCCCUUUGCUGCCUUGCAAACCGCUCACCUCCAACUAAGACGGACUCACGGUGCCAUCACUACAGCCCUUGGCCCCUUGCUGCCCUGCAAACUGCUCACCUCCAGCUGAAAGGCUGCUAUUGGGUCGACUCAGCCAGCCUCUCACCGUGGCACCCUACCAUCAGCCCGUCACUGCAAGUCAGCACUGCUCACCUCCAGCUCCUCCAAGGCUGGGUCGUCCUCUUUCUCUUUCAGGUGGCUUCCUCCUCUGCAGCUUUGCCUCAGAUUCAUUUCAAACUCUCCAACUCUAGGUAUUGCUUUGUGCUUUGCUUUAGUGAUUCUAACUAGUAUAAUUUAAUUUUUGUGCUUGAGUGCUUUAGUGUUUCUAACUAGUAAUUUUUGUAUUUUUAAUUAGUAAUUUUUAAUUUAAUUUUUGUAUUUUAGUGCUUGAGUAUUUUUAACUAGGAGGGUAUACCAAAGUGGGGGUGCAUAAUAACGCUUGACUAUAGUA
Messenger RNA from Rubroshorea leprosula, 880 nucleotides. The record is from the annotation of a GenBank genome assembly. Lineage: Eukaryota; Viridiplantae; Streptophyta; Magnoliopsida; Malvales; Dipterocarpaceae.